CCACCUCGGAGUCUCGGAGCGGGCCCCGGAAACCUGGCCUGCAGACGCGGCAUCCCUACUGCCUUGGCGUCGUAACCCCGAAAGGGAAAAGGAGAUCGGCCUGUCAAGGGGCCUGUAAGAGCCGCCCAGCGCGAUAUCCCCUCCCAAGCAGCAUGUAGGGGCCGGGCGGCUGCCAUGAACUCCGGAGCCAUGAGGAUCCACAGCAAAGGACAUCUCCAGGGUCGAAUCCAAGUCAAAAAUGAAAAAAAUAGACCAUCUUUGAAAACUGUGAAAACUGACAACAAGCCAGAAAAAUCCAAAUAUAAGCCACUUUGGGGGAAAGUAUUUUACAUUGACUUACCAUCUGUAACCAUAUCUGAAAAAUUGCAAAAGGAUAUUAAAGAUCUGGGAGGGCGAGUUGAAGAAUUUCUCAGUAAAGAUAUCAGUUAUCUUAUUUCAAAUAAAAAGGAAGCUAAAUUUGCACAAACCUUGGGACGAAUUUCUCCUAUACCAAGUCCAGAAUCUGCAUAUACUGCAGAAACUACUUCACCUCAUCCCAGCCAUGAUGGAAGUUCAUUUAAGCCUCCAGAUUCAGUUUGUUUGAGCAGAGGAAAAUUAUUAGUUGAAAAAGCUAUCAAGGACCAUGAUUUUAUUCCUUCAAGUAGUAUAUUAUCAAAUGCCUUAUCAUGGGGAGUAAAAAUUCUUCAUAUUGAUGACAUUAGAUAUUACAUUGAACAAAAGAAAAAAGAAUUGUACGUACUCAAGAAAUCAAGCACUUCUAUAAGAGAUGCGGGGAAAAGAGGUAUUGGCACACAGAAAACAAGAACAGGGAGACUCAAAAAGCCUUUUGUAAAGGUGGAAGAUAAAAGCCAACUAUAUAGGCCAUUUUAUCUUCAGCUGACCAAUAUGCCUCUCAUAAAUUACUCUAUUCAGAAGCCCACCAGUCCAUUUGAUGUGGAUAAAUCAUCUAGUUCCCAAAAGCAAACUCAGGUUAAUCUAAGAAUCCAAGCAGAUGGCGAUAAAUGUGGUAGGAAUCCAGCUCAACUCCAACUGAAAGAAAAGAAAAAAAAAGGAUAUUGUGAAUGCUGCUUACAGAAAUAUGAAGAUCUUGAAACUCAUCUUCUAAGUCAACAACACAGAAACUUUGCACAAAGUAAUCGCUAUCAAAUUGUUGAUGAUAUUGUAUCUAAGUUAGUGUUUGACUUUAUGGAAUAUGAAAGGGACAUUCCUAAAAAGAAAAGAAUAAAAUACAGUGUUGGAUCCCUUUCUCCUGUUACUUCAAAUCUCCUCAAAAAGACUGAAUCCAAAGAAAUGCUAGAAGUGCAACAUAUUUCUCAGAAAGACUUAAAGGAAAAUAAUGUACAGUUGAUCACGGAGCAGAGUUCCCAAAAUAAAGAAACUCAGAAACCUGAAGAAAAGUUAGUGUUUAUUUCAGAAUCCACCUCCUGUCAUUUAACAGCUAAUAAGUGUUCCAUGUUAAGUCCAGCUGAAGAUAACAAAAACGAAAUUUUUACACAUCUACCUCCACAUAAGAGUAAACAGGAAUGGGUCCUUGACAUUCCUGAACAUAAAUUAAUUAUAAGUGAAAAUAACUUAGAAGAACUAAGGGUAGACUGCUGUCCAUGUAGACUACCGACAUCUGUAAAUGUUUCUAAUUUCAAUACAGAUAAUAGUGUAUCGCAACUGAAACAAAAGUCAGAUAAUAUAUUUAUUCCAGCAAAGGAUCUAAAGGAAAAGGACCAUCAUUCAGUAUGUGGACAUGAUUCUCAUCUCUUGGCAAUAAACAGUUCUCAGGAACAUCUACUAACUCAGGCAGCAACUCCAUCUCAGAGUCCUCCUGAGGAACCCAAUGAAUGUGACAUCAAGAAUAUGGAUAGUUUACCUUUUGGUAAAAUCCAUCGGAAAGUGAAAAUACUAUUAGGACGAAAUAAAAAAGAAAAUCUGGAACCAAAUGUGGAAUUGGAUAAGAAAAGAACUGAAUUUCUUAUUACACAAGAAGAAAGCAGAAUUUGUAGUUCAUCAGUACAAUCGCUACUGGAUUUAUUUCAGACUAGUGAAGAGAAAUCAGAAUUUUUGGGUUUCACAAGCUACACUGAAAACAGUGACUUAUGUGGUGCUUUAGAUACCUGGGAAGAGGAAAAUUCAAAUAAUCUGUUAUCAGUGUUUUUUUCUUCACCUUCAACAUCUACAUUUACUGGCUUUUAAACUUAACCUUUAAGAAGUGCUGAAGAUCAUAUUCAUGAAACUUUUACAAACAUAAAAUUCAUUUUUUUGCCAACAUUGUUUACAGAGCCAAAUGUGAAUAUUAGUAAUAAAGGUGGUUUUGCAUUUUUCUACAGAAUUAAAUACUCAAAACAGUAUAGAAUAAA
Messenger RNA from Condylura cristata (star-nosed mole), 2348 nucleotides. RefSeq names its product DBF4 zinc finger (gene DBF4). The transcript is spliced from 12 exons. The record is from RefSeq and is a predicted model, not a curated record. Lineage: Eukaryota; Metazoa; Chordata; Mammalia; Eulipotyphla; Talpidae. Bases 175 to 2184 code for a protein of 669 amino acids. Gene Ontology annotation, molecular function: nucleic acid binding; protein serine/threonine kinase activator activity; zinc ion binding. Gene Ontology annotation, cellular component: Dbf4-dependent protein kinase complex; nucleus. Gene Ontology annotation, biological process: positive regulation of nuclear cell cycle DNA replication; regulation of cell cycle phase transition.